Molecule: messenger RNA, 1681 nt
Organism: Schizosaccharomyces cryophilus OY26
Lineage: Eukaryota; Fungi; Ascomycota; Schizosaccharomycetes; Schizosaccharomycetales; Schizosaccharomycetaceae
Product: sphingosine-1-phosphate phosphatase
Exons: 3
Coding region: 59-1300 (413 amino acids)
Cellular component (GO): endoplasmic reticulum membrane
Molecular function (GO): sphingosine-1-phosphate phosphatase activity
Source: RefSeq, a predicted model, not a curated record
AAUCAUUUCAAUUCAUAAACAGACCAGGCGGGACAACUCUCUUAAAUGCUCUGUCAUCAUGAAUCCAUCGGAUACUAUGGAGAAAGUUGACACUGCUAUGGUGAACGAAAAGUGUCUUGGACACAAAAGUCAGCGAUAUUACCGUCAAUUGUUCGGAAAAGCAAGCUUACGAUAUCAAUUGCGGGAAUUUCUCUUACCAUAUGUUCGUAGAGAAAGCUUGUACCUUCAUAAAAUACAGACGCAUACAAGGAGAUCAUGGCUAGAUAAUUACUUCUCCUACAGCGCUACCCUUGGUACUCAUGUCUUCUUUAUGCUUGCAUUGCCAAUCUUCUUCUGGUCCGGAUGCAUAAACUUUACGCUGGACAUUACGCAGUUGUUUGCAGCAGGGGUUUAUGUCAGUGGCAUCGUGAAAGAUUUCCUUUGUUUACCACGGCCAUUAUCACCACCUCUGAUUCGUUUGACUUUGUCCUCUGAUGCCGAGUGCGAAUAUGGGUUUCCAAGUACACAUACAACGAACGCAGUUUCCACAGGCUGUUAUUCGAUAUUUUUUCUCAUAAGUGUGAAAGAUUCAAUUUCCCCUCUCAAAUUUAGUUCUCUUCUGCUUCUUAGCCUUGUCUACAUUUUUUCGAUUUCACUGGGUCGGAUCUAUUGCGGAAUGCAUGGAUUUAUGGACGUAAGUGUUGGCUCUCUCAUGGGACUUUUUCUAGCAUGCAUUCAAUGGAAAUAUGGUGAUCUUUUUCAUUCCAUUUGUACAAGUGCAUCUUUCCAUGUGCCCAUUGGGGUUGCUGCACUUUCCCUAUAUCUUAUAUGGUUACAUCCCUUGCCUGCUGAACAAUGUAUUUGCAUUGAUGAUAGUAUUUCUUUUGUUUCAGUAAUUAUGGGUAUUGAUAUGGGGACAUGGCUUUCAUCUCCGGAGUCUAUAAAUUAUUUAAUAAGCGAUAUCAACGCGUUUUUCCUCAUACGGUUCAUGCUUCGAGUUAUUUUCGGUGUUACUAUGAUUCUUUUCUGGAAGUCUUUCGCCAAACAAGUUCUGUUAUCGGUUUUACCACAAAUUUAUAAAACGUUACGCAUUGGUCAUUGGCAGUCUUCGUCCGGGUCAAAAGGGAUUCAUGCCGCUAGUGGUUCCAGUCAUGUGUUAGGUACCACUAAAACACCUUUGGGAAAUGUUUCUGCUCAUGAAUGUUACGAAAAUCCUUCUUGCUUUGACUCAGAGACAAUGGCUAGGAUCAUUAUUUAUGCAGGGAUCGGAUUUCUUUCCACUUACUUUGCUCCAAUCGUAUUUCGCUGCUGGAGAAUCUAAGUUUCUGCUCUUUGUACAAGGAUUUGAUAUACAAAACAUCAAGAAAAACUUCCUUCUUUUACAUAAUGUUCUGACUUUUAGGUAUUCUUUGACAUAUUCUUACUCAUCUCUUAUCGAAAUCGAAGUGACUUUUAUUGUUUAAUUAAAAUUGACUCAGUGGAAGAUAUAAACCUCGAUUUUCAAUUAUUGGCUGUUUAUAUUUUCUUUCGAGACUGUGCAAGGUUAUCAUCGCUAGUUAGUCACCCAUUUGGUUUCCUUUAUGGAUUGUUUUUAUGAUUGUUUGGUUGCGUACUCAUUACGGUUAUUUCUUUUGGUUUUUCGUUGUUUCAGUUUGUAAGUAUAAAUUUAUCGUGUUUAAAUAGCUUUCUUUUUAUUAAUUUA